Molecule: messenger RNA, 989 nt
Organism: Magallana angulata
Lineage: Eukaryota; Metazoa; Mollusca; Bivalvia; Ostreida; Ostreidae
Exons: 8
Coding region: 57-905 (282 amino acids)
Source: RefSeq, a predicted model, not a curated record
CUAGCCUGUAUAUAUAUAUCUUGCCGGACGAAACCUUGGUCUAAAAGGUCUCAACUAUGGGUUUGUUUUCGAGUUUUGCAGUUAUCCUGAUUGUGAAUCUCACGAUAUGCCAUGGAUGGUUACUCGGCUCAAAAUCUCAUCCAUGGGAUGGAUUGAAAGUGACCUGGGGUAUUAACCCAUUUAGCAGUUCUAGUUUUGUCAACAUGCCGAGAACGGAGUCCGAGGCGAAAAGCAGCGGGUUUACGAUGAUAUCAGCAUGUGGUCAUGCCAACUUUCUUGGUAAAAGAUAUAUGAAGAACAACGACCCUGCUGUCAUCCUUAUCUACGACGUCAAUGGUUAUAUUGCCGGAAUUCAGGCCGGGUUACCAACCACACUGAGUAAUGGAUACCCUCCUGCAAAUCUAAAAAACCAACCAUUGGUCCAAGACGGCGACAAGUUCUACAUGACAGCAUAUUUUGUUUCUCCAGCUUCUAUUUGCACUCAUGGGCGAACGGCUGGCCAGUUCAGCAGCCAGGGUACUGGGACAGACCUGUAUAUUCAAAACAGCACUGAUCCAAUGGCCUCCAUCAGAAUUCCCCACCAAGAGUCAGCCAUUGGUUCAACAGCAUGGGUCAAAGGUCACUGUUUCCCUGCAAUGGGCGUCCACUAUUGGUAUGCCGCUACCCGGGACAUGUCAUGUGACAACUUUUUCCCAGUGUUCCUCCUAUACAAUGGAGGUGUAUUGAACGCAUUUGGAUGGGCGUUUCAAGCAGACCUCUCCUCAUCCCGAUUUGAACAUCCUACCACUUCCUCCUUUGCUGCCUUCAUGAAUCCUGUUCCACAGUGUUUAUAUAACGCCGGAAAACUCUCUACUUUGCACAUUUAUUUAAAUGGAAAUCCACAAACUGACUUGAUUUGUAACUAGGUUUUUUUCUUAUUUUCUCUGUGGCUAUGUAGAUGUUUUAUCUGAGAAAUAUGAUUUAAUUUCAAUAAAAUUACAAAGUUUUAA